AGAACCUCCCUCUGCGGGCGGGGCGUGGGCCACGUGACACACACACCGCCUUCUAUUGGUGGAGCGUCUGCGCUUCGCGUCAGCGGGAAGCGCGCCGUGCUCUUCCGGUGCGGCGGCGGAGGAGGAGGAGGAGGAGGCGGCGCUCGGUCGCUGCUGAGCUCUGUGACAGAACAAGAAGAAACCAUGGUGUGCAUUCCAUGUAUCGUCAUCCCCAUCCUCCUCUGGGUCUACAAGAAAUUCCUCGAGCCGUAUAUUUACCCGCUUAUCGCCCCGUUUGUGAAGCGCGUGUGGCCCAAGAAAGCGGUGGAAGAAACGCCUGCCCCGAAACGAGGUCAAGGAGGCGACACUGGGAACCCACGGGCGCCUUCCGCUGCCAAAAGAGAUCAGGAGGAUGAAUUUGGAGUUUAUAAAUUCGAAAGCAACGGGGUCGCAAAUGGAAUUGCCGCAAAGAGAUCCUCAGAGGUUUCUGACAAGAAAACGGAUUAAAGGAAUUAAUUCGUGAUGAAAUUAUUCCCUUGUGUCCAAUAUGAACUGGUGAUAUUUCUCUCACUUAGAGACCUUUUUCCUUUGCACAUUUUAGCUGAAACAAACACCCCUUAUGACUUACAGGAGAGGGUCUCUUGCCACAAAAAUGGCAGCUAGCGCAUUCUUAAUUGAAAAAUGUUCUUUAUUUUCCUCACUGGAACUAAUUUUCAUCUCUUUGAUGUGAUUAGCUUUUAGGUUAAAUAACUUCUUAAUAAAUCUAGGAAGGUAAAUGUAUCUUGGCAUCUUAGUUUGACUACUAUAUAAUACUUCACAUUUUCACCUUCUAAACUGUAGCUGUUCUUGAUCUUGCUGAAGAACUAGCAAUUGCAUUGUGGGAAUAUAAAUGUCAUGGUUAAUUUAUUAAGGAUUUAGAUUUUCAUGUCAAAUCUGUGGAUGAACUAUAGGAGUUAUGCUAUAUGCAAAAUGUACGGAGCUUGCUACAAGCAGAAAGUCUAGAUUUGAUACUUCCAUGAAUUACAUUGUGCCUUUCUUUCCCAGAUAGGAGCAGCAGGGGCAUGAUGCAUGAGAAUUGUUGCUUUAUAUUCUGUUGCGGUGGUUUAAAACGUUGCAGCUCUGUCUUAAAAACAAUGUAAGUAAAAUCUCUUGCACAUGCUUGUGUUAUUUCAGUUAUAAUAAAGCAGGGUUUUCUUUAAAAAUCAAGUUGCUUCGUGCAACUGUUGUUAGGCUUUUGAGCUAGAAAUAUUUAGAGUGGUACAACAAUAUUAUCAAACCUGUGGACAGGCCCUGGGCAGAUGGAGGUCAUAAAACUAUCUCCUACCAGAUAAUUAAUGAUUUCAUUGAUGCCAAAUGCCUCUGGUGAGGUGUUUUGUUUCCUACUAUUACGUGGUUUUGUCGGGUCUUGGGUGAAUCCAAGUGCAACGUUCACAUCUGGAUAUCGGGCCCGUGUUUCUACAAGAGCCGAAUCACAGAAGACUCCUUGUAAGUCGUUGCCUAAUCCUGUUUGCUCUCCCUUAACGAGCUUGUCAAUUAGGAAGUGAAGUUCGUGUUGCUCUUUAAGCAGCUUUUGCAUCAUCCGUGGAACGUGAUCCCGCGUGCGAUCGGUGUAUCACAGAUGGGGCAUUUUAGACCAGUCAAGUACCUACUCUUUGUGAUAUUAAAACCUGGGUUUUAUUAUUCUAAGCGUGCCUGCAUGGUAUAAGCCAUACAAUAAAAGGUAGCGAUCCUAA
This is a messenger RNA of Columba livia (rock pigeon), 1712 nucleotides long. RefSeq names its product UPF0729 protein C18orf32 homolog. Lineage: Eukaryota; Metazoa; Chordata; Aves; Columbiformes; Columbidae. The record is from RefSeq and is a predicted model, not a curated record. The coding region runs from base 184 to 486 and encodes 100 amino acids. The transcript has 3 exons. Gene Ontology annotation, biological process: positive regulation of canonical NF-kappaB signal transduction.